AUGAUAGUAGACUUUUGUUCCUACAACAUUCGAGGGUUGCAUAAUAAAAUUUCUUUUGCGAAAGAUUUCUUAAGCCAUAAUAAAUUUGGCAUUGCAGCCCUCCUGGAAACUCACGUGAAAAAGGAAGAUGCUGCGUUUUACUCAUCUAUAGUUGCUCCUAAAUACAAGUGGUUAUUUAAUUAUGAUUAUCACAAUAACGGUCGUAUAUGGGUCGGAUGGGAUGAUACUAUUUGGCAUGUUACUCUCAUUGAUGCUUCUGCUCAGCAAAUUACCUGUGAGGUUAAGCAUGUUGAUGGCGGCUCUUCUUGCUUACUUUCUAUAAUUUAUGCCUCAAAUGAUGGGGUUCUUAGGCGGCAUCUUUGGACUAAGCUUACCAAUCUUCAUCAGAGGUAUAAUUCUAGUGCUGACAUGCCUCCUUGGUGCCUGAUGGGCGAUUUUAAUAUUUUUCUUAACUCUUUUGAAACCAAUGGUUUAAUGCCUCGAAGGCAGGGCUAUAUUUUUGAAUUUCGCACUUGUAUCAAUGAUUUGGGGCUGGUUGAUUUGCGGUACCACGGAGCUGUGUUUACUUGGUGGGAUGGGAACAUUUCCGCUCCGGUUUUGCGAAAGCUUGAUAGAGUUUUGGUAAAUGACACUUGGCUUCGCACUUUUGAUCUUUCUCUGGCUAAUUUUCUUCCGCGUGGUCUUUCUGAUCACAAUCCAGCUACUGUGUAUCUUGGGAUCGUUCGUGAUACCAUUCACAAGCCAUUCCAGCUGUUUAAACACCUCAUGGAUAAUGAGCAGUUUUUAUCUACUGUUCAGCAAGCUUGGGAAGACCCUGUUAUUGGUGAUAAGUGGUUUAUUGUUACCACAAAACUCAAAAGAGUUAAGCUUGCUUUAAAAAAUCUCAAUACCUCAGGAGGUAACCUUCAUGCUAAUGUUUUGAGUGCCCGCAAUGCUCUUCUAAACUUCCAAGGUUUGCUUCCUAUGGCUCCAUCUCAUGCGCAACGAACUGAAGAAGGUAAACUUAGUAAUGAUUUGAGACGUGCCCUUCUUUUGGAGGAGAAAUUUCUAAAACAGAAAUCUCGUGUUCGCUGGCUCAAUCUUGGUGAUGGUAACAAUAAGUUCUUUUAUAACUCUUGUAAAGGCAGGUGGAAUGCUAACAAAAUCCUGAAUAUUUAUGAUGAGGAUGGGAACAACUUUACUGGGCAUAAGAACAUUGCUUCGGUUGCUGUUUCGUAUUUUAAGAAUUAA
This is a messenger RNA of Daucus carota subsp. sativus, 1230 nucleotides long. RefSeq lists its product as uncharacterized. The transcript has a single exon. Gene Ontology annotation, molecular function: catalytic activity. Lineage: Eukaryota; Viridiplantae; Streptophyta; Magnoliopsida; Apiales; Apiaceae. The record is from RefSeq and is a predicted model, not a curated record. Bases 1 to 1230 code for a protein of 409 amino acids.